Molecule: messenger RNA, 1095 nt
Organism: Ustilago hordei
Lineage: Eukaryota; Fungi; Basidiomycota; Ustilaginomycetes; Ustilaginales; Ustilaginaceae
Exons: 1
Coding region: 1-1095 (364 amino acids)
Biological process (GO): mRNA splicing, via spliceosome
Cellular component (GO): precatalytic spliceosome; U2-type prespliceosome; U1 snRNP
Molecular function (GO): U1 snRNA binding; mRNA binding
Source: RefSeq, a predicted model, not a curated record
AUGACCCACCUGCUCCCACCCUCACUCAUCCGACUAUUCGCACCAAGACCACCACUAGAAUACGUUGCACCGAUCUCACGGCAUGAUCGGAAUCCAGCAGCUACACCGCUGACGAAAGACGCCUCUCUCCUCUCGUCUUCCCAUCGCCGCCGUAUUCGCACACCACUAACGGGUGUAGCAGCCACCGUUGAACGCAUUGCAUCCGACACAGCUGCAGCAGGUACAUCAACCGACGAUAUCGCAGUAGAAACUUCAACCUCAAACCUAACCCAUGCACCCGUUACCCUGACUGAAAUCGCCGCAGAAAAAACCCGCGCCGAGAAAGCAGCUAUCAAAACCAAGGGACUCGAAACAUACAAACCGAAUCAAAAUGCAAAUGCAACCGCAGAUCCUUACAAAACUCUAUUCCUCGCGAGGCUAUCAUAUGAUACAACAGAAAAAGAUCUACAUAGGCAAUUCGAGGUCUAUGGUCCCAUACAACAGAUUACUCUGAUCAGGAAUAAACAAGGCAAGUCCAGAGGCUACGCUUUUAUAGCUUAUGAGAGUGAACGAGAUAUGAAAGCAGCAUAUAAAGAUGCAGAAGGCAUAAAAAUCAACGGCAGGCGCGUAAUGGUGGAUGUUGAAAGAGGAAGAACUGUUAAAGAUUGGAAACCCACCAGACUUGGAGGUGGAUUAGGGGGGAAUGCGAGGAAGCCGAAAAAGGCUCCAGAGCCGGUAGAGACAGCUCCUCUUAUGGGCGGUGGGUUUGGCGGCGGGUUUGGCGGUGGUGGUGGUUUUAGGGGCGGAAGGGGAGGAUUCAGAGGUGGUGGUGGCCGUGGAGGGUUUAGAGGUGGUGCAAGAGGAGGUGGAUUUGGUGGUGGAGGAGGAAGAGGCGGAUUCAGUGCUCCAAGAGGAGGGUUUGAUGGUGGAUAUGGUGGUGCGAGAGGAGGCUAUGGUGGUGGUGGUGCUGCUGCUGCGCCAAGAUACGGAGGAGCAGGGCCGAGAGAUGAUAGAGAUUACCCAACAGGUCCAAGCGGAGGGAGUGGAGGAGGUUACGGUGGCCGAGGAGGUGCGGGAUACGAUGAUGCUCCUCCUGCCAAACGUAGUCGAUAUUAA